GCUUCAGUUCGAUUUCAUUUAAACGACGCUGCGGUCGUGUAACUCCAAUCGUGUCUAUUGUGUAUUUUGCCAACAUUCACGCAUCAUGAAGCUGUUGGUUUUGUUUGCGUUUCUCGCAUGUCUCCAUGUGAGUGUCACCAACGCAGCCUCAAACUUGGUUUGCUACUAUAAUUCGGCCAGCUACACUCGCGAAGGUCUGGGCAAGCUACUAAAUCCAGACUUAGAGAUCGCUCUACAGUUCUGUUCGCAUUUGGUCUACGGCUAUCUGGGAAUACGCGGCGACAACUAUCAGGCGUACAGUUUGAACGAGAACCUCGAUGUGUACAAGCAUCAAUUCGAUGAAAUCACAUCCCUGAAGAACAAGUACAAACACCUCAAAGUGCUGCUGAGUGUGGGCGGUGAUUAUGAUAUCGAUGCCGAUCAUCCCGAUAAGUAUAUUGAACUGCUUGAGGGCGGAAAAGUGCGUCAGGCAGGCUUCAUUCAGACGGCCUUCUCCCUUGUGAAGAACCACAACUUUGAUGGCCUCGAUCUUGCAUUCCAAUUCCCACGCAAUAAGCCGAGGAAGGUGCACAGCGGUCUUGGUGCCACUUGGAAGAGUAUCAAGAAGCUAUUCACUGGGGAUUUCGUUGUGGACACCAAUGCUGCCCUCCACAAGGAACAGUUCACAGCGUUUGUGCGUGAUGUGAAAGAUUCACUGCGAAAUGACGGACUACAGUUGAGCUUAACGGUGCUGCCCAAUGUCAACUCAACGUGGUACUUUGAUGCGCCUGCAUUGAACGGUCUUGUUGACUUUGUCAAUCUUGCCGCCUUUGAUUUCCUCACACCUGCCCGCAAUCCCGAUGAGGCCGACUACACUUCGCCACUGUACAGUUCUGCGACCCAAAAUCGCCUGGAUCACUACAAUAUCGACUUCCAAGUGCAGCACUGGCUGCAGCAGGGAUUCCCCUCCCAAAAACUGAACUUGGGUAUUGCCAGCUACGGCAAUGCUUGGAAACUAACCGCAGAAUCGGGCAUCGAAGGCACACCCGUUGUGCAACACACUGAAGGUGCUGCACCAGCUGGCUUGCAAUCCCAAAAAGCUGGUAUACUGAGCUAUCCCGAGAUCUGUGGCAAGUUGGAGAAUCAAAACAAUAAGUACUUGAAGGGCAACGAUUCGCCUCUGAGGCGUGUCACCGAUCCAACGAAGCGCCACGGCACCUUCGCAUUCCGUGCCGUACAGGAGGGCAUCACUGAGGGUCUGUGGAUUAGCUACGAUGACUUGGAGACGGCAUCUAACAAAGCGGAUUAUGUGCGUGUCAAGAAUCUGGGCGGCGUGGCGUUCUUCGAUUUGAGUUACGACGAUUUCCGUGGCCAGUGCACAAAUGACAGAUAUCCAUUAUUGCGUGCCAUCAAAUAUCGCUUGUAAAUGCAAAUAUCAAUCAUAAUACUCCAAUAAAUAUUAAA
Drosophila sulfurigaster albostrigata is the source of this 1443-nucleotide messenger RNA. RefSeq names its product chitinase-like protein Idgf2 (gene Idgf2). Gene Ontology annotation, molecular function: chitin binding. NCBI's taxonomy places the organism in Eukaryota, Metazoa, Arthropoda, Insecta, Diptera, Drosophilidae. The transcript is spliced from 3 exons. Gene Ontology annotation, biological process: chitin catabolic process; carbohydrate metabolic process. The coding region runs from base 86 to 1405 and encodes 439 amino acids. Gene Ontology annotation, cellular component: extracellular region. The record is from RefSeq and is a predicted model, not a curated record.